Messenger RNA from Setaria italica (foxtail millet), 378 nucleotides. RefSeq lists its product as uncharacterized. Bases 1 to 378 code for a protein of 125 amino acids. The transcript has a single exon. Lineage: Eukaryota; Viridiplantae; Streptophyta; Magnoliopsida; Poales; Poaceae. The record is from RefSeq and is a predicted model, not a curated record.
AUGAUUCUAGAGGAUGUGGUGCUCACCUUGCUGCAGAUCUUGCACAGGGACGAGCAAGGGCCGGGCGACGAGGACGAGCAGGGGCUUGACAAGCAGGGGCGACGAGGGGUGGAGGGAUGGGGCGCGAGCAGGAGGGGGACAGAGGGAGGACAGCGGGCGGCUCAUGCAAGGGCGGAGGGUGGCGAGCGGCGUGUGCAGGGGCGGAGGGUGGGCGGCGCGUGCAAGGGUGGAGGACGGCGGACGGUGCAUGCAAGGGUGGAGGACGGCGGGCGGCGCGUGCAAGCGCGGGAUGCGGACGGCGGCGGGAUGCGGAUAGGGUUUCACAAGGGAGGUGGAGGAGGAUGGAGGAAAAAGAAGCAUACUGUUUUGGCACUUUAA